AUGGCACCUGCUACCACCGAACAGAACUUCCGCGCAAACCUAUCGCAGUUCCGCUGGGCCCGCGGGACAACAGACGACUUGCAGGAGCAGCCGGCACCGUCGGCCAACCCGUUCUCGCGGUUCUACAAUGCUGUGGGGGCCGGCUACGUACCGCUGCGGUCGAACGAGCGGUCGAAUGAGGAGGAGGCGUAUUUCGCGUUGUCCAGAUGGGAGAGGCUGUUAGGAUUCGGAGCGUGCCUCCUGGGAGCCGCAGUGUGUUUCUUCGUCGCAUUCUUGACAAUGCCGCUGCUGGCGCUGCGGCCAGCGAAGUUCGCUCUUGCGUUCAGCCUGGGGAGCUUACUGGUUAUGUUCGGAUUCUCCGUCCUUAUUGGACCCAUAAACCAUCUCAAGCACCUUCUAUCAAAAGAGAGACUUCCAUUUACUGGCGCCUAUUUCUCUAGCCUUGGAUUGACCUUGUACUUCUCGUUGGGUGCCCACUCAUAUAUCGGUUCCCUGGUAUUCGCCGUGAUCCAAGUCAUCGCUCUCGUUUCCUAUGUACUGGCGUACUUUCCAGGUGGUAUCCAGACACUCCGUUUCGGCUCUCAAAUGGCCUUCCGAGGGGCAGGCAGCCUCCUACCAUUGUAACAUAUAUAAUGCCAAGCACCAGAGAUAUACGGAUGAAGAUAUGACAGAACUAUAGCUACACAUCUGCUUGACAGCAUACACAGGUUUCGCACAUUUUCACAAACCGUCGGCGUAGCCAUUUUGUUCCCCGAGAUCGGCGACCUCCCGAAGCUUGCGGACCAAGGUAUCGAGAUAAGCCUUAUUGGAACGCCAUUCUUUGGGCGCGACCGGGGACUCGAGGUCGAUUGAGACUAGCUGCUGCAGCACAGGCGCCAGUCUCCCGCCCACUUCUCCACGGAAUGAAUUGGCAUCC
Molecule: messenger RNA, 916 nt
Organism: Gloeophyllum trabeum ATCC 11539
Lineage: Eukaryota; Fungi; Basidiomycota; Agaricomycetes; Gloeophyllales; Gloeophyllaceae
Product: ER-to-golgi vesicle protein transport Sft2
Exons: 6
Coding region: 1-624 (207 amino acids)
Biological process (GO): vesicle-mediated transport
Cellular component (GO): membrane
Source: RefSeq, a predicted model, not a curated record